AUGGAACACUCCGCACUUGUCCAAGCUAAAUUCCAUCCGCCAUCCCGUGCCCCAGUUGACCGAUUAUACCCUGUUGUAACCUCCUUCGCUGUCCACCACGCCACCAGUUUUGGUGUCAUCCGCAAACUCGCCAAGCACACCACCGACGUUCUCAUCCGGAUCGUUCAUAUAGCGCAGCCGGUGAGGAGGGGCGGCCGGCGGGGCGGCGGGGCGGGGGGAGCGGGGCUGCGGCCGGGCCCGGGCUCUGGCGCCGCGGCGGCGGAGGAGGAGCGGAGUCGGCGGGUGGGAGCGGGGAGCGGGCGGGCCGGGGCCGGGGCGAGGGGCGGCGGUCGGGUCGGGUCGGGUCGGGCCGGGCCGGGCAGGGCCGCGGGCUCUGCGGAGCUCGGUCCCCGGCGGAGGGGGCGGCGAGGCCGCUCGACAGCAGCGCGGAGAGCGGCGGCUCGCUCAGCCUGCCGUGCCCACAGAGCGCUGUAUCUCAGGAGUCUGGAUGCUGCUCAGCCUGCCGUGCCCACAGAGCGCUGUAUCUCAGGAGUCUGGAUGUUGCCCUGCCUGCAGUGCCCACAGAUCGCUGUGUGUAGGGAUUCUGGAUGUUGCUCAGCCUGCAGUGCCCACAGAGUGCUGUGCCUAGGGAGUCUGGAUCUCAGCGUCCAGCACCGACCGAGUGCCGUGUGUAGGGAGGCUGGAUGUUGGUGGACAUAAAGGAUCCCAUGGCACAGUUUGCAAGAAGAGCAGCUGAGUUAUCAUCUGGU
Pristis pectinata (smalltooth sawfish) is the source of this 749-nucleotide messenger RNA. RefSeq lists its product as uncharacterized. Lineage: Eukaryota; Metazoa; Chordata; Chondrichthyes; Rhinopristiformes; Pristidae. The transcript has 8 exons. The record is from RefSeq and is a predicted model, not a curated record. The coding region runs from base 1 to 699 and encodes 232 amino acids.